Molecule: messenger RNA, 2320 nt
Organism: Thalassophryne amazonica
Lineage: Eukaryota; Metazoa; Chordata; Actinopteri; Batrachoidiformes; Batrachoididae
Product: MBT domain-containing protein 1-like
Biological process (GO): regulation of DNA-templated transcription
Cellular component (GO): nucleus
Molecular function (GO): zinc ion binding
Source: RefSeq, a predicted model, not a curated record
GCCGCGGAUGUAAAGAAGAAGCAGGUUUGUGGUGGUGUGCGCGCUGCCGUAGUGAUGCUGGUGAUGUUUUGGUUUUGGGUCUUGUGUUCUGGUUCUGGUUCUGGUUCUGGUUCUGGUUCUUCCAGCCGCUGUGACAGUUCUACGGAGUCCUUUGCCGGCCGUCGCUGCUCCUCCUGGCGCGGGACGGCCUGAUGGAGAAGCCCGGAGACACGGUGGACUCUGUGUCCAGGAAACGCUGUGAUUCCUUCGGGAUGCUGGAUGGAUUGGAUGAGGACCGGAGCAGCUGCAGCACCGACUCCAGUGGGCUGAGUGGCGGAUCCACUCCUGAUGACAGUGAGGACGAUGAACUUGGUGGAACCUCAUCCCUGACGCUCAUCAAGACCAAUGGGCAGGUGUACACGUAUCCUGACGGGAAAGCGGGCAUGGCCACCUGUGAGAUGUGCGGCAUGGUUGGUGUUAGAGACGCUUUCUACAGUAAAACCAAACGCUUCUGCAGCGUCUCCUGCUCCAGAAGUUACUCGUCCAACUCCAAGAAGGCCAGCGUCCUCGCCAGGCUGCAGGGGAAGCCUCCCACUAAGAAGGCAAAGGUUCUGCACAAACAGCCUUUGGUGUCAAAGCUAGCAGCAUCCAGUCAGCACCACACGAACCAGCAGGGUGGCAUUAAAAAAAGUGUGUCUGUUAAUGUCUUUGACUGGGGCAAAUACCUCGGAGGCGGAGAUGUGAUGGUGGCACCAGUCAGCUGCUUCAAACAUGUUUCGAUGGGGAAGUCCUGGGGCGACAUCAGCGAGGGCCUUCGUGUUGAAGUUCCAAACACUGACAGUGGACUGCCGAUGAAGGUUUACUGGAUCGCUGGAAUCAUCAAACUGGCUGGUUUUAAGGCGCUGCUGCGAUACGAGGGUUUUGACACCGACUCCACCAGAGACUUCUGGCUGAAUCUGUGCGUACCAGACAUCCACCCAGUCGGCUGGUGCGCCGCCGGAGGCAAACCUCUGGUUCCUCCUCAGUCUAUCCUUCACAGAAUCACCAACUGGAAAAACUAUUUGAUCAAAAAACUGACGGGAUCAAAAACACUGCCACCAGACUUCUCUUCAAAGGUGCAGGAGAGCAUGCAGUUUCCCUUUAAGAAGAAGAUGAGGGUAGAGGUGGUCGAUAAGACUCACCUGUGUCGGACUCGUGUCGCUCUGGUUGAACAGGUCAUUGGCGGGCGUCUGCUUGUGUACGAGGAUGUGGUGAACGGGACCGAUGACUUCUGGUGUCACAUGUACAGUCCUCUGAUCCACAGCGUAGGCUGGUCUCGCUCAAUCGGACACCGCUUCAAGAGAUCUGACGUAUCCAAGAAGGCAGGCAGUCAGAUUGAUGCUCCUGGACAGCUGUUUGCCAAGGUUAUGGAGGUGGAUCAGAGCAGCUUGUGGUUCGAGGAGGGAAUGAAGCUGGAGGCCAUCGACCCACUGAACCUGUCUGCCAUCUGUGUGGCCACAGUCCGGAAGGUUCUGGCAGACGGGUAUCUGAUGAUCGGUAUCGAUGGUUCUGAGGCUGCUGAUGGCUCAGAUUGGUUCUGUUAUCACUCCACGUCUCCCUCCAUCUUCCCCGCAGGCUUCUGUGAGAUCAAUGACAUCCAACUCAUGCCUCCUCGAGGUUACACAAACCUUCCUUUCAGCUGGUUUGAGUAUCUGAAGGAGAAGAAGUCUGUGGCUGCUCCUGUGAGCCUCUUCAACAAGGACAUUCCCAACCACGGGUUCCGUCCCGGCAUGAAGCUGGAAGCUGUUGAUCUGAUGGAGCCCAGGUUGGUUUGUGUCGCCACAGUGACACGUAUCGUCCACCAGUUGCUACGGAUACACUUUGAUGGCUGGGAGGACGAGUACGACCAGUGGGUGGACUGUGAAUCCCCUGACCUCUACCCGGUGGGCUGGUGUCAGUUGACUGGGUACCAGCUUCAGCCUCCUGCUCUGACCGCCGAUCUCCAGUCAUCAGCAUCCAAACAGAGGAAAAAAUCACAGCAGUACAAAGGUCCAAAGAAAAAGCGGAAGCUUCCGGUUGUCAAACGAGCUGUCAGUCUGUCUACUGCCACAUUAACGGGCGUCCCCAGAAGCCUAUCAGGGGACGAGAAUGAGACUCCACCCAGUUAUCCAUCACCCCCUACUCCUGGCUCUGCUGAGCUGGUGCGGUCCAAAAGGACAGCAGGUUCACACAUUAAAGAAGACAACACUGAGGGGGCGGAGUUAUCUUCUGACGUGCUCAAAAUGGAAACCAACGGCCUCUCUGGGUUUUUUACCAGGGAGGAACCGUAGGACUCGGUUCUCCUUCUCUUUGUGUCUCCAUC